Perkinsus marinus ATCC 50983 is the source of this 378-nucleotide messenger RNA. RefSeq lists its product as hypothetical. The transcript is spliced from 4 exons. The record is from RefSeq and is a predicted model, not a curated record. NCBI's taxonomy places the organism in Eukaryota, Perkinsozoa, Perkinsida, Perkinsidae. The coding region runs from base 1 to 378 and encodes 125 amino acids.
AUGUACCUUCAGGCUGAACAACUACUCUCGGGGUUGGAGGAAACUCCUGAUGAACAAUCGUUGUCGAAGAAGAAGGCGUUGACUCAGCUCGUUGAAGCUGGUGCAUCGGAGCUCGUGAGGCGUGCGAAGUUCGAUGGAGAGACUAUACGGCAGAAGGAGUCAGCCGAAAAACGUAAGGUCCGAGAGGCCAGGAGACGAGCUAGAGAGGAAUGCCUAAUGGGAUGGAGCGUUAUGCAUGCAUCCCCUACACUAACACUUCCCGUGCCCCCAGUGCCUGCCCUCGUCCUCAAAUACGACGGUCUACACGGCGUCAGAGAGCUCGAGAGGCUGCCUAACUAUUGCCAGAAGGCAAGUGCUCAUUCGAUUGUCAACCUAUAG